GGGUUCUACACUUGCCAAACGACGGAGAAGUAGCGAUGGAUGAGCGGAUCAAGCGUCUGGCGCCAAGCAUCACAAUCAGCGAGUGCCCCUCGGAGGUCUUUUGCACCCGUUUCUCACCGGACGGUUCUCUCCUCGCCGCAGGCUGUGGUGACGGCGCCAUUCGCAUUUUCAAUGUCGCCAAUGGAGCGCUUGCAUACACGCUAAUGCAACCGCACCACAACUACGGCUUUGGCAUGCCGUGCACUGCCCUGCGCUUUCGCCCGCUCACGAGCAGCUCCAAGACGAAGAACGUGCUUCUCGCCGUGAAUUCGAACGGGUCGGUCGAGCACUGGCACAUUACGUCUGGCAAGUGCUUGCACGCGAUCACGGACGAGCAAAACCAGUUGUAUGCGCUCGACUACCGCCCCGACGGCGCCAUGUUUGCGACGUCCGGCAAAGACCACACGAUCCGUGUGUAUGACGAAGCGACCAAGACGGAAGUGCUGAGCAUGAAAGGCGGUCAUGGCACGCUUACGGCCGGCCACAGCAACCGCGUCUUCUCCGUCAAGUUUCAUCCCGUUGAUGAGAAUACCAUUGUUUCGGGGGGCUGGGACAACACAGUGCAGAUCUGGGACACCCGCGCGGGGCACUCUGUGCGAGGCAUCUAUGGUCCACACAUCGCCGGCGACGCCAUCGAUAUCAACGCCAAAAAUGAAAUUCUCACAGGCUCAUGGCGCCCCGAAAACCCCCUUGAGCUCUGGGACUAUGGAAGCGGGAAACGGUUCGCGGCGAUUCCGUGGAACCAAAGUGCGCUCAAAGGCGAGCCGUGCUUCCUAUACGCCGCGCAGUUUUCCAAAGAUCCCCGUAGCCGCCUUAUCGCUGCGGGCGGCAGCGGUUCGAAUGAAGGCAAGGUGUUUGACCACGACGUCAACAACAAGCUCGUGGGCACGGUCGCAGGGCUCAGCCGAGGUGUCUUCACAUUGGACUUUGGCCCAUCUGGCGACAAACUUGCCCUCGCCGGCGCCGACGCAGCGAUUCGUAUCAUUGAUAUUUAUGACUUCGUGCCGGGCGAGAAGGGCCGGGAACGCCCCGUGACACCGUCGAUCAAGAAUGCACCACUCACGCCGUCGCUUGAUGCAGCUCCGACGGGGCUACGGUCGCCCAAGGCAACACGCGGCCCACCGCCGGCCGCCAAUGUGCUCGGUGUGCACAAGUAGGAAUAUACGUCGAUCGGUACGCUGCUCUGUACAAACAAGUAAUCAAUCAAUAAACAAACAUCGACGACUGCACGGGUGCUCAUCCG
Messenger RNA from Saprolegnia diclina VS20, 1282 nucleotides. RefSeq lists its product as hypothetical. Gene Ontology annotation, molecular function: protein binding. Bases 36 to 1196 code for a protein of 386 amino acids. The transcript is spliced from 10 exons. Lineage: Eukaryota; Oomycota; Saprolegniomycetes; Saprolegniales; Saprolegniaceae. The record is from RefSeq and is a predicted model, not a curated record.